Messenger RNA from Sodiomyces alkalinus F11, 800 nucleotides. RefSeq lists its product as hypothetical. Lineage: Eukaryota; Fungi; Ascomycota; Sordariomycetes; Glomerellales; Plectosphaerellaceae. The transcript is spliced from 3 exons. The coding region runs from base 94 to 594 and encodes 166 amino acids. The record is from RefSeq and is a predicted model, not a curated record.
ACACACCGAUGCUAAAGACGAGUUCUUGAUCUGACCGACCACUUGCCAGCUGCCCUGGAAACAAUUCGAUCCUGGACACAACUCCCCUUCGACAUGGGCCUAUCAAAGACAGCCCGUUUUGUGUGUGCUUCCUUGUUUCUUCUCCUUCCUUUAUCCGAUACAUCAGAAAACAACCCAAUAGUUCGGAGGCAGACCCUCCAACAGGACCUCUGCGCUUCAGUCAAUACUGGCUCGGGCAACGCAUUUCUCGACAGGUGGCAAUCCAACGGUCUCUGCCAGGAUCAUUGUAUCGAGCAAGAUUUCGCCUUUGCCGUAGUCCAAUAUCAAUCAUGCUGGUGCUCGAACGUCGAGCCGCCCAGGUCAACCCUCGGAGACGUCGAUGAGGACUGCUCAGAGAGUUGUCCUGGCUUUCCCGAUGAACUCUGUGGAAGACGGCCUGGCUGGUAUGGAUAUUUACGUCUUGCCAGACAGCCCACGUCGACACAAGCCGACAGCAGCCCCAGUUCGAGCGCGACCUCUACCUCUACUUCUACCUCUACCUCUACCUCUACCCCAACGUCUGAGGUGAGUUCGCAGCCUUUGCUCUCCUUUUAACCCGUUUCCCCCAAAACCGUGUUGUUGCAGUUUAGUUACUUGACCCCUCGGACCAUCGCCACGUUUUGUUGUUUACAAUUGCCUUUUCUUGCCGUCGAUAUUGCCUUUCUCUGCUCAGUCUCUUGUCGAUUCCCAACCCGUCGGACGUGCCACCACCACCCAUCACCAUUUCCAACAAAGGAAAAAAAGAACAGUAACUUAAAUAC